Messenger RNA from Aureobasidium subglaciale EXF-2481, 648 nucleotides. RefSeq lists its product as uncharacterized. The record is from RefSeq and is a predicted model, not a curated record. The coding region runs from base 1 to 648 and encodes 215 amino acids. The transcript has a single exon. NCBI's taxonomy places the organism in Eukaryota, Fungi, Ascomycota, Dothideomycetes, Dothideales, Saccotheciaceae.
AUGUCACAAUCCGUCAGCCCCCGAGGCCAAAACAACAAUAUACCAAAUCAAUACGCAACCUACCAACCACGCCAAAUACCCUACUCUGCGCAUUUCGAAAACGCCCUCCACCACAUCCUCGAAUACCCUCCCCGCUCUCGCGAUGGCAUCUUUAUAAUCCCAAAUGACUCGUCCGAGCAACCGAAACAAGGCGUCUCUGUGCGCGCAAGAGAUGUGGAUCCGACAUCUUUGCCGCAAGUCACACUACAACAUUUACCACUCAGUAUCCAUGACCCGAGGAGGAUAUUCGCGAGUCCGGUGCCGGGCAUUAGGUUGACGCAUCCGGGCGGUUAUCUGGAAGGGGGGCCUGGUCCAUCGCCCGAAGAUCAGAGGAGUUGGGCGAGGGACUUUGUGGCGAGGGAGGGUGUAGUUGGGCAAGAGGGCUUGGGCAUGGCGGUGCAGCAUCACAUGCAGCAGAAUAUGGCACUGGCAAAAGAGCGCAUGCGAGCGCGUUAUGAUGCUCAACAGCAGAAUGCGCGUGUGGAAAAGGAGAUCAAGACGUUGAUGGAUCAGAGGGAGAUGGAGGUCAAGAUCGAGACGCGCAUGAAGGAGGAUGCGAAGAGAAGGAGGGAGAAUCGUGAGCACAAGAGGAAGAUACCCGCUGUGUGA